Sinocyclocheilus anshuiensis is the source of this 6809-nucleotide messenger RNA. RefSeq names its product ATP-binding cassette sub-family A member 1-like. Gene Ontology annotation, cellular component: intracellular membrane-bounded organelle; membrane. Gene Ontology annotation, biological process: transmembrane transport; lipid transport. The transcript is spliced from 46 exons. Gene Ontology annotation, molecular function: ATP hydrolysis activity; ATP binding; lipid carrier activity. Bases 232 to 6474 code for a protein of 2080 amino acids. Lineage: Eukaryota; Metazoa; Chordata; Actinopteri; Cypriniformes; Cyprinidae. The record is from RefSeq and is a predicted model, not a curated record.
UGACCGACAGUAACCUCGCGCAUCGCUAUAAAAGCUUGGAGGAGAGGAAAAAGGUCCGUCCAUAAGAGCGCAAAGCACCACCAGUACAAUAUCGCUUUGAGAGAGUUAGAACAGCUGUUUUUUCUCUCUUCUCAAAAGGAAUUACAGUUUAUAUGAAAUAAGGAAUAAUCAUUUCAGAGCAGGAAAUAACGUUGCAGAGAGGAGGCACGGACAGUUUGGAUCCGUGGCAAGAUGACUGUCUCCACUCAGUUGGGUUUGCUGUUGUGGAAGAACUUCACUUACCGACGGAGACAGACUAUUCAGCUGCUGAUCGAGAUCAUAUGGCCACUCUUCAUCUUUUUCAUCUUGAUAUCUGUCAGACUCCACUAUCCUCCAUACGAGCAACAUGAAUGCCACUUUCCCAACAAGGCCAUGCCCUCUGCGGGGACUUUACCAUGGGUGCAGGGCAUCAUCUGCAAUGCCAACAACCCCUGCUUUCGCUACCCCACCCCUGGAGAGACCCCCGGGGUGGUGGGCAACUUCAAUGACUCCAUCAUCUCCCGACUGUUCAUCGAUGCUAAGAAAAUUCUCCUCUACAGCCAACAUGACAAGAGCUUUGAAGGUUUCAAAGGACUUGUCCGGGCCUUGAGAAACCUGCAGAGAAACACUGAAGGGUUCAAGCUGAAGGACUUCCUCCGUGAUAAUGAAACGUUGUCUGAGUUUCUUGAGAAAAAUGCUACCCUGCCCAAGCAUGCUGUGAGACAGAUAGUGGAGGCUAACGUCAACUUGGAGAAGGUGCUUAUUAAAGGCUUCGGCGUUCAUCUCAGAGACUUGUGCAAUACCACAUCUCUGGAGGAUUUCGUGACAAUAGCCGAUAAGGACAUGUCUCAGCUGACGCAAAACAUCAUCUGUCAGUCAACUGCUGAAUGGCUGAACAAUGCAGAGAGCCACUUCCUGUCCAACCUGGACUUCCUGAAGCCAAUACGGAAAGAUGUCAAGUCUGACCCGAAGAUUAUCCAAGAUGUGUCUAUAGCAACAGACAGUCUUCUGGAGAGUUUGGGAGCAUUAGCGGUGGAGCUUGGGAGUAUGAAGAGCUGGCAGGACAUGCGCAAUGAGAUCUUUUACCUGACGGGCAACAGCACACAGUCCCCCAACCACAUGUACCAGGCCGUGUCCCGUAUCGUCUGCGGUCACCCGGAGGGCGGAGGACUGAAGAUCAAGUCCCUCAACUGGUACGAGGACAACAACUACAAGGCCCUGUUCGGGAACUACGGCAAUGACAGCGACAGCGAGCCCGUUUACGACAACUCCUCCACGCCCUACUGCAACAGCAUGAUGAAGGGCCUGGAGUCGAGUCCCGUAUCCCGCAUGAUCUGGAGAGCUCUGAAGCCGCUGCUUAUGGGGAAGAUCUUGUACACCCCAGACACCCCUGCCACCCAGAGGAUCAUACAAGAGGUCAAUAAGACGUUUCAGGAGCUCGGUGUGCUCAGGGACCUCGGCGGCAUGUGGGAAGAGAUGAGACCCAAAAUCUGGAACUUCAUGGAGAACAGUGAGGAGAUGGACCUCGUUCGGACGCUCCUCCAGAACAACGCUAGCGCUCGCUUCUUUAACGCCAAGCUAAGCGGGACGAACUGGAGCGUGGAGGACGUGUCCAGCUUUCUGUCCAAGGCUUCAGAGGACACACGUCCCCAUGGUUCAGCGUACACAUGGCGGGAAGCGUUCAACGAGACGGAUCAGGCCAUCCAGACCAUCUCACGGUUCAUGGAGUGUGUGAACUUGGAUAAGCUGGAGCCGGUGGCUAACGAGGAGCGUUUGGUAAACAAGUCCAUGCGUCUGCUGGAUGACCGCAAGUUUUGGGCUGGGAUAGUGUUUCCUGACAUGCAGGCCAACACGUCUGACCUGCCGCCCAACGUCAACUACAAGAUCCGCAUGGACAUUGAUAACGUGGAGCGCACCAACAAGAUCAAGGACGGGUAUUGGGAUCCCGGUCCUCGAGCAGACCCGUUUGAAGACCUGCGGUACAUCUGGGGCGGCUUCUCCUACCUGCAGGACGUGAUUGAACACGGGAUCAUACGAGCUCUGACCGGCAGCAAGGAGAAAACGGGGGUUUACAUCCAGCAGAUGCCUUAUCCAUGCUAUGUGGACGACAUUUUCCUGCGGGUAAUGAGCCGCUCCAUGCCUCUGUUCAUGACUCUGGCCUGGAUGUACUCGGUGGCCAUCAUCAUCAAGGGUGUGGUGUACGAGAAGGAAGCCCGGCUCAAGGAGACCAUGAGGAUUAUGGGUCUGGAUAAUGGUAUAUUGUGGCUGAGCUGGUUCAUCAGUAGCCUGAUCCCACUGCUCAUCAGCGCCGCCCUGCUGGUGCUCAUCCUGAAGAUGGGGAAUCUGCUGCCGUACAGUGAUCCUGGUGUAGUCUACUUGUUCCUGGCCUCGUUUGCGGUCGUGACCAUCAUGCAGUGUUUCUUGAUCAGCACGCUCUUCUCCCGCGCUAACCUCGCCGCGGCCUGCGGGGGCAUCAUAUACUUCACUCUCUACCUUCCCUAUGUGCUGUGCGUGGCCUGGCAGGAUUACGUCGGCUUUGGAGCCAAAGUAGUAGUGAGCCUCUUGUCUCCGGUGGCGUUCGGCUUCGGCUGCGAGUACUUUGCUCUGUUCGAGGAGCAGGGUGUGGGCAUCCAGUGGAGUAACCUGCUCUCCAGCCCCAUGCAGGAGGACAGCUACAGCCUCACCACAUCCAUCUCGCUCAUGCUCUUCGAUUCGGUGCUCUACGCCGUCAUGACCUGGUACAUUGAAGCUGUGUUUCCAGGUCAGUACGGCAUCCCACGACCCUGGUACUUCCCCUUCACCAAGUCAUACUGGUGUGGAGAGAAAUGUGGUGGGAUUACAUCAGCACCGACCAACAAGAAAGAAAAUGCUGAAGCUGUAUGCAUUGAAGAAGAACCGGCUCAUCUGGAUCCAGGUGUUUACAUCGAGAACCUGGUGAAGGUCUACAGCAAUGGCAAACUAGCAGUGGACGGUUUGACUCUGGGUUUUUAUGAGGGUCAGAUCACCUCCUUCCUGGGUCACAACGGUGCUGGGAAAACCACAACUAUGUCUAUCCUCACUGGCCUGUUUCCACCCACCUCCGGCACUGCUUACAUCCAGGGCAAAGACAUCCGCACCGAUCUGAACACUAUACGCCAAAACCUGGGCGUCUGUCCGCAGCAUAACGUCCUGUUUAGCAUGCUCACCGUGGAGGAGCACAUCUGGUUUUAUGCACGUCUGAAGGGUUUGCCUGAGGAGAAGGUGAAGUCGGAGAUGGAGCAGAUCGUGAUGGACCUCGGCCUGCCUCAUAAACGCAAAUCUCGCACCAACCAGCUCUCAGGAGGAAUGCAGAGGAAGUUAUCAGUAGCGCUGGCGUUUGUUGGAGGGUCAAAGGUCGUGAUCCUGGAUGAGCCCACAGCUGGAGUCGAUCCUUACGCUCGCCGGGGCAUCUGGGACCUGCUGCUCAAGUAUCGCCAAGGACACACCAUCAUCCUGUCCACCCACCACAUGGACGAAGCCGAUAUCCUGGGGGAUCGCAUUGCCAUCAUCUCCCACGGGAAGCUGUGCUGUGUGGGCUCCUCUCUGUUCCUCAAGACCCAGCUGGGAACGGGAUAUUACCUGACGCUGGUGAAGAAGGACUUCGAUCUCUCGGUCAGCUCCUGCCGCACCUCCAGCAGCACCGUCUCCUAUUCCAAAGCAAGCCUCAAGAAGGAGGACAGUGUAUCUGAGAGCAGCUCUGAUGCUGGACUGGGCAGCGACCAUGAAAGUGAAACCACCACCAUAGACAUCUCCUUGAUCUCCAAUGUGAUUUUCAAGCACGUUCCUACAGCCCGACUGGUCGAAGAUCUCGGGCACGAGAUCACUUACGUUCUGCCUUAUGAGUCGGCCAAAGACGGAGCGUUUGUGGAACUCUUCCAUGAGAUCGACGACCGGCUCACUGACCUCGGCAUUUCAAGUUACGGCAUCUCUGACACAACCCUGGAGGAGAUUUUCCUCAAAGUGGCAGAGGACAACGGUGUUGAUGCUGAGAUGUCAGAUGGGAUUAUAUCUGCACGCAGGAACCGCAGACACGCUUUUGGUGACCAUCAGAGCUGCCUGAAGCCUUUCACUGAAGACGACUUUGAUUUCAAUGACUCAGAAGGAGAUCCAGAAUCUCGUGAGACAGACUGGUUGGGUGGCGCUGAUGGUAAAGGUUCGUACCAGGUGAAGGGCUGGAGUCUGAAGAGACAGCAGUUUGUAGCUUUGCUCUGGAAACGCUUCUUGUACGCCCGACGUUCCCGGAAAGGUUUCUUUGCUCAGAUUGUGCUUCCCGCUGUGUUCGUGUGCAUCGCUCUGGUCUUCAGCCUCAUUGUCCCUCCCUUCGGAAAAUAUCCCAGUCUCGCUCUGGAGCCCAGCAUGUAUGAGGAGCAGUUCUCCUUCAUCAGCAAUGAUGCACCAGAGGACAGACACACAAACAAGUUACUUGAAGCUCUGAUGGACAAUCCCGCUUACAGUGAACAAUGCACAGACGAGCAAAACGCUGCUAGCAAAUCAUGUCCGAUUAAAGAUGGAGAGUGGAUGGUUCCAGAGAUUCCCGAGACCGUUCAGGACAUAUUCGUAAAAGGGAACUGGAGUAUGGAAAACCCAUCGCCUCUAUGUGAGUGCAGCUGUGAAGGAAAGAAAAAGAUGCUUCCCGAGUGUCCGCCAGGUGCAGGGGGUCUGCCACCGCCUCAGGUCAAAGUCACCACUGAUGAAACCUUGCAGAAUCUGACAGGCAGAAACAUUUCAGACUACUUGGUGAAAACAUAUGCACAGAUUAUUGGGAAAAGCUUGAAGAACAAGCUCUGGGUCAACGAAUUCAGGUAUGGUGGAUUCUCAUUGGGUGCUAGAAGCUCUCAGGCCCUCCCCCCUGGUGAUGAGGUCACCGAUGCCAUCUCUCACAUUCGUAACCGCUUCAGUCUUCAAGCGGGAACCGCAGCUGACCGCUUUCUGGGAAGCCUGUCAACUUUCAUCCGAGGUCUCGAUACCAAGAACAAUGUGAAGAUCUGGUUCAAUAAUAAGGGCUGGCACAGUAUCGGAGCGUUCCUCAAUGUCAUGAACAAUGCCGUCCUGCGUGCUAAUCUGCCCCCCGGCCUGGAUCGCUCCAAAUUCGGCAUUAAAGCGUUCAACCAUCCACUCAACCUCACCAAAGAGCAGCUCUCACAGGUGGCGCUAAUGACGACCUCAGUUGACGUGCUGGUGUCCAUCUGCGUCAUCUUCGCCAUGUCUUUCGUCCCGGCCAGCUUUGUGGUGUUCCUCAUCCAGGAGAGAGUGAAUAAAGCCAAACACAUGCAGUUCAUCAGUGGAGUGCAGCCCUUCCUCUACUGGCUGGCCAACUUUGUGUGGGACAUGUGCAACUACAUUGUCCCGGCGACUCUGGUCAUCAUCAUCUUCGUCUGUUUCCAGCAAGAGGCCUAUGUGUCCUCCACCAAUCUUCCUGUUCUCGCCCUCCUGCUGUUGCUCUAUGGGUGGUCCAUAACACCCCUGAUGUACCCAGCGUCAUUCUUCUUUAAGAUUCCCAGUACAGCAUAUGUGGUUUUGACCAGUGUUAACAUCCUCAUUGGAAUAAAUGGCAGCGUAUCCACGUUUGUCCUGGAGCUUUUCGGCAGCAAUGAGAUUGGUGGCAUCAACGACAUCUUGAAGAACGUGUUCCUGAUCUUCCCUCACUUCUGUCUGGGCAGAGGACUCAUUGACAUGGUGAAGAACCAAGCUAUGGCUGACGCUCUGGAGAGAUUUGGCGAGAAUCGCUUCCGCUCUCCUCUGGCGUGGGACAUGGUGGGCAAGACUCUCUUUGCCAUGGCCAUAGAGGGUGUGAUUUUCUUCUGCAUCACCGUCCUUAUCCAGUACCGUUUCUGCAUCAAGGCCAGGCCGGUCAGCACUAAACUGAAGCCGAUCGGAGAGGAGGAUGAGGAUGUGGCCAGAGAGAGGCAGAGGAUCUUGUGCGGAGGAGGACAGACUGAUAUCCUGGAGCUCAAACAGCUCACCAAGGUUUAUAAGAGAAAGCAGAAGCCAGCUGUAGACAGACUGUGUGUGGGCAUCCCACCAGGAGAGUGUUUUGGGUUGCUCGGUGUGAACGGAGCUGGGAAGACGAGCACAUUCAAGAUGCUCACAGGAGAUUCUGUUGUCACUAGCGGAGAGGCCUACUUGGCAGGAAAGAGCGUGCUGACAGAGAUCGAUGAAGUGCAUCAGAAUAUGGGCUACUGUCCACAGUUUGAUGCCAUCAACGACCUGCUGACUGGACGAGAACAUCUGGAGUUUUACGCCAUUCUGCGGGGCAUCCCAGAGAAGGAAGUGUGCGAGGUGGCGGAUUGGGGCAUUCGUAAACUGGGCCUGAUGAAAUAUGUAGACAAAGCCGCAGGAAGCUACAGCGGGGGAAACAUGAGGAAGCUCUCCACCGCUAUGGCGCUCAUCGGAGGACCGCCAGUGGUGUUCUUGGUGAGUGUGCAACUAACUUUAUGAUCAUUUGUUUAGCUAGUGCAUCAUAAUCCAAAAAUGCAUCACAGGUUUGUAAUGAUUUGUUUGUAAUGGAGAGCAGGGGAAAAGAAGGCUACAUGUAAAUAAUAAAAUGCAAAUGCAUAAAAUGCUAAAUAAAAUACAAAUGGAGAUGCAACUAUACAAUCGUGCAUAAUUAGCAAAAGUAUAGCAAAAUAAAAUAAAAAAAUAUAAAAGCUAAAUAUUAUUGACAUUUAAAAGGAAGGACAAAUUAUGCAGUUGUGCAUAGAUAGCAAAGUAUAGCAAAAUAAAUAAAAGCUAAAUAAAAAACUAAAAAUAAAAGCUAAGUAUUAUCAACAUUU